GAGAGAGGGGAGGGUUCACCGUUCUCUGCCGGCUGCCCCUUCUCCUCUUGGAAAAGAAAGGGGAAUUUUACAUUUCUCGGGCUCUCCCCCCUUCCUCGUGACCUUGGGAGGCCGAAGCGGCGCCGGUGUUGAACAACUUCCUCGCGGGGAGGGAGCUCUCAGCUCCCGAGACAGCCCUUGUUUAUUUCUAACUGCGGGAGGCGAAGCUCCUUAUCACAGAGGUUUCAAAUUAGAGCACUUUCAUAAGCUUGAGCCGCGGGGUUGGGCAUGAAGGACUUGUAGAUUGUGCCAAGAGUGGACCUCAUCUGGUAAAACCCUUCCAGAAAGUCCCUUGACUGAUGUUAUUUUCAGAGUAUUUGCUUUCUGAUGAGCAAUGAUGAGAGGAUGCUCAUCAAAGCUAUUAGCUUUGUCCUGUGAAGGCUGUGAGAACUACUCAUAAAAUUUGUUUUUUUAAAAAAAAUGUUUUUUUCAAGUUGUCUCAGAUUUAGUGCCUCAACACUGCUAUUUCUAUUUUCGUGUUCUCUCCCUUAUUUUUUGUAAGAAAGAGAUGUUGUAGUUGAUUGUUAGCACUGCUCCCACUGCUGUUGUACCGCAUGUGCAUUUGAUUCCUCAUGUCCAGUCGCCAGGGUAGCAGACACAAAAACAAAUCAGAUGAGCUUUGCAGUAGUUUUUGGGGAUCCUUGAGAACAAAAGGUCCCAGAGAACCACAUCGUUUUCUUGAGAACAUAAUUUAUCAGUCUAGUCAAAAGCAGUGUGGGAGUUUGGGUUUAGGGUUUGCAGCUGUUUUAUUUAAAAAUCCACUUUCUGCAGAUUUAGAGGAGCUCGUGAUAUUGUAAAGAUGUUGAACAGUGUGACAACCUUUCAGUCAAACUAGGCUUUAUUUAUUUAUCCAUUUCACCUCCCUCUUUUAAUUAAAGGGCAUCCCUUUGUGGGAUUUAAUUUAAUUAAUUUGUGGGGUUGGAAUUGCCAGAACCUGUAGUCCUGGGUCAUAGUUGAGCCUUUUGGAGCCUUCCUGCCCAGGGAACAUGGAAGACAGCUUUGACUCUGUACUUCUUUUGGAUGUAGCAGAUGCAUUCAUAUUAAUCAGUUAUAUUUUGAACUUAUGAGCAUCCUGGUGUUGCCACAAUAUAAAUUUCAAUGCUUCAAAGGAACAUUACAGCAGAAUUACAUAAGUAUGUCCUAAAUAAGAGCCUCUAAACCAAAUGUCUUUUAUUUAGCUUUUUGAUGUGAAUUUUUCAUGUUUACUGUUUCCUCUGUCAGAGUUUCUUUCCUCUGUUAAGUCAGCUCCCAGUUUCUGAGUGCAAAAUAUUUGACAGUAUAUCCAAGGGGAGAGAAGCAUCUAGUGGUGCUGGUUCUGAGCAUAAGGAGCUUUGAGACUGGCUGAUUUCUCAGGAGCAGGAAUCAACAUUUCAACAGCUGAUGGACUUAGAGCUUCUGAAGAGGCUGCGCCAGGUCAACCAGGACCUUCUACAAAGGCUGAAAAUGAAGCAGGAAGAGAUCAGAAAGAGACUUCCCAGCAAGCAACUCCUUCCAGCAUCUCUUCAAGGCAGUACAGCUGCUGACAGAUGUGUCCCCUCGCCCAGGAGAGUGAAGGAAAAUCAGGUUGAUGCAGUAAAGUCUGCAGCUGAUCCUGGAAUAAUGGUGAUUGUGGAACCCAGAGCUGGCCCCAGUUCAUCUCUUAAACACACCAGCAGUGACAGAGGGCUACAGCAACAACAAACAAGGACACAGGAAGGAGCAGGUUUUGAUUCCAGCUUUCCUGGGAAAGAGAAGAAUGUUACACCAGUGCCUACAAUCGUUACGUGUGGCAGAGAAAUCUCCAGAGUAGAUGAGGAUGGCCAUGCUCAAGGAAGACCAGAGAAAGAAUCCUCCCUCCUGGGACCUGGAGAGAACAGAGAACAGUCUGCUCUGCCACAUGGUUCCCAUGAGAAAACUCAUCCAGGGCCAUCACUGAGCAGAGAGCAAAAUAAAAAGAGCAGUGAGCAGCACGUGGUCAUCGGAGAGCCCCAUGUCCCUACAUCAGUCCUGCUGACAUCUCAGUCCAAAGAGUUGAAGAAGGAAGCUUCUCAUGUGACUUCACAGCCUGACCCUGAAGAAGAUGCCCUAAGUGUCAGCAGCUGCUCUGCCCAUCCUUUCCUGGGCUAUGACUGGAUUGCAGGGCUCCUUGAUAUAAAGUCUUCAGUCACAGAAGAAUCUGAGCAAUACUUCACUGAGCUGCAGGAGUUCAGACAGUCCAACAGAGAAAGCUGUGUUCAUCAGCAGGACCUGGAGCCCAAGGCUCUGGAUUGCACAGGUCCUGAACAGGAACUGGAUUUGAUAACUGGUUCUCAUAAGUGUGUUUACUGUUACCGAUUAAACCAGCGCCUCUUCACCAUCCCUGUGGAUUCAGAAUCUGCCUGCCAUGUGUGUAAGAUGCCACGUACCCACCAGCCCUCAGGGACACCGGAAGAGCCAACCCAUGUCAGCAUUGCUUGGCUGGCUGGGAAAACAUGGUCCCUUCCAGCAACGCCCUGCUCAGCAGUUUGGAUCUGCGAGCCUCACUGGAAGAGAAGCCUUCUCCCUAUCCUGUGGUUCCUGUCCAGGGUGUCAGGAGAAGCCAGAACUGACAAGUUUCUACACCUGCCUCACUUGGCACACCUGAGGUUUAGCAGAGCAAACCAGGACCAAAGACAGCAGCUCUCAGUUCAGAGCCCAUUCCCUCCACACUCUGGACCACUGACUUGAUUGCCUUGGGAAAGGGAUGGGCACAGCACAUGGAAACAACUGAGAAACAAAGAUAUUUGGAUAAAAAUAAAUCUUUGGACUGAUUUUCCCCGGUUUUCAUAGUCAUGCAGUGAGCAGCCAAUAUACAGAUCUGAGUUUGUACAGUCCACUGUGUUCACUUUGCAUUUUUUGCCUUUUACAGCUACUUCUGAGCAGCUGCCUGAGCUGUCCCAGCUAGGGCUGGAUAAAGUCAUGUCCAGGAUCAGUAGAGCAUCUCCCACCUCAACUGAGUAACCAGCAGUGUAGCAUUAACUCUGAAUUAAUGGUGAGGAACUGGCCUGUGAAGGGCCUGGCUCAGUGCAGUGACACAAAUAUGUUUAUUUCCAAAUAUUUGAAACAUGACACACAAUUUUCUAGUGCCUUAAACUUGAGUUCUUCAAUAAUUUGUAAAAAUUUUUAAAGUCCAGUUUAUUCUCAGUGCAAUGUGUGUAGCUACAGAGUGUGUUACUUCAGAGUAACUUGGAAUGUGAAAAAACACCUUAAAGUAAAAUGAGAUUUUAUUCAUCAAUGAGCUAGAUAAUACCUUAAAAUCUUUGCAAAUUUUGCUUGUCUCUACUUUUCCAAGUUUUCUGGAGAUAAACCAAAAAAACAUUUUAGAACUUUUAAAUUGUACCAAACUAAACUACUUCAUAUAGAAUGUGAUUUGUUUAAACUUCGUGGACCAAUCUUAUUUUUCUUGUCUGGAAACAAUAAAACUGAUGUUUUGUUUUACUUUGAAUUUUCUGAAACAGAAAUUCCUGCCUCAAACAUGUUUUGGGGAGCUAACUUGAGAGAAUGAAUUUGGUUUG
Molecule: messenger RNA, 3551 nt
Organism: Pseudopodoces humilis (Tibetan ground-tit)
Lineage: Eukaryota; Metazoa; Chordata; Aves; Passeriformes; Paridae
Gene: MIIP
Product: migration and invasion inhibitory protein
Biological process (GO): negative regulation of G2/M transition of mitotic cell cycle; negative regulation of cell migration
Source: RefSeq, a predicted model, not a curated record